GCUAUUUCGAUUCUUGUCAUCUGCACCAAUUUGACCAACCAAAGAUGGCAUUCAUAUCAACUGGUAUCUGAAGCGCAAAAGGGAUCGAUAUCGUGUUGUGAAGACGUGCAGAAGUAUCUCGGAGAUCCUGAUCACUUCCAAAUCGGUGUCGGAAACCUAGCAGGCCAACCAGUAUGGAACUCAAACUAACCCGCGGCACAACAGUCCGCUGCCUGAUCCUGCUCGCACUGCUGUGCACCGGCCAGUGCGCGCGGCAGCUGCGGCAGCUGCCGGGGCCGGGGGGUCCCGGUGGUCCCGGCGGACCCGGCGGACCUGGCGGUGGUGGACCGGGGGGACCUGGAGGUCCGGGCAGGCCCUAUCAACCCCAGCAGCAAUGGGGCAACAGCGGCGGCGACUGGGGGAAUAAUGGAGGGGGUGGGGGUGGGGGAAACGGAAAUGGGGGAGAUGGCAGCUGGGGAGGAAACAGUGGGAACAAUGGCGGUUCGAACAGCGGCGGUAGUAAUGAGAACAACUCCAACAACAACAACCAGGGGCCAAACACAGCUCAGAACACGGUCACCGGCUGGGCAAAUGGACAGGUGGACAGCCCUCCAGCAAACAACAACAAUAACGACUGCAACAUCGGCAACAACGCCGUCAUUGCCACGGGGAACAACUGCAACUUCAACAACAACAAUAACAACAACGGCGGCAGCGGCGGCGGCUCUUCAAACAACAACAACAAUAACAACAACAAUGGCGGCGACUCUGGGGCGGCCGGCGGCAUCGGCGGUAUCCUUGGGCUCCUGGGUGGUGGUGGCAGUGGGCUGCCCGACUUGGGCUCUCUGAUGGGUGCAGCUCUGCAGCUCAUCAUGGGCUUUGCGAGCGGCGGUGGAGGUAUUCCAAACAUGUCGCAGGCGAUGCCCUUCAACCUUGGGGAGCUCAUGAACCUGUCGGCCACGCGCAGCACUGACGGCAACAAUGUGAUCACCGGCCUGGCCGACUCCAUGCUCGCCAACCUCGCCAACAACAACUCCCCCACGGUGGCUUCUUCGCUGGCAAACACCAUAUCUUCCAGUGGGGGCACGACCGCCAUUUCCAGCACUCAGGCCUACAACACCGCCGCCACCUUCACGGCAGCUGCCGCCAAGGCCAACCGCGUGCAGCCUGAACUCUCAUCCCAGGUUGGUAAGUCAUUUGCCAAGGGGCUGGAUGAUGCCAUGGCAAAGUGCAUCUCGGACGGCGGCACCGCCACGUCAUGCUGCAGCGUCGUCAGACAGACCAUGCAGAAUGCCAACACGCUCGGAGGCCAGGUGGGCACGGCCAGUGUCUUCAGCUCGGCUCUCACCAGCUACCCCCGCGUGCAAGCCUGCCAGUAGAUCACUGAACACACAAGAAGGAGACUCCCGCUGCAAGGAAAAUAACAGAGUGUAGGAUCUGGGCAACGGUGUAAAUGUAUGCAAUUGAUAUCAUGCAGCUUGAACUGCGAAUAAAGAUUUUUGGAACAUGAUGGAACUUACUGUGAGUACAUUUAAUAUAUUUUUGAAUUAAGGGAACUCUUGUAGUUGUGAUAAAUUUGAUCUUAUUUGUGGUGUCUUUAUUGCUUGCCUGCUUGAGUAUCUGAAUCAGAGACAAGACAAAUUUUAUUUAUUUCCUUGCUCCAGGGCAUGCUGUAAACGCAGCGUAAAAUUGAAAGCGUGGCUGCGGCAAUUACGUAACUAUCUGUUUACUGUAAUUGCAUUCUUCUCCAUGC
Coccomyxa subellipsoidea C-169 is the source of this 1732-nucleotide messenger RNA. RefSeq lists its product as hypothetical. NCBI's taxonomy places the organism in Eukaryota, Viridiplantae, Chlorophyta, Trebouxiophyceae, Coccomyxaceae. The record is from RefSeq and is a predicted model, not a curated record. The coding region runs from base 174 to 1358 and encodes 394 amino acids. The transcript is spliced from 8 exons.